UUUCUCAGUUGGAACCAAACUUUACAGAGUCAAGGAGGAUGAAGUGAGAGGCUGGAAGCCAGCAGCUGUAUGUGUGAGUAACAACAGCAGGCAGACGUGAGGGAAGAAAAGAGAGGAUGAUAUCUUAAUUGUAGGCUUCUAUAAUUGUAUCCUGACCACGUUGGAGUUUUUUUUUCUAGGUCAGCGCAUGGAUUCUUAGAGAUGUCUGUUUAAUUAGUCUUUCACAGAAAAAAACAAACGUUUUUUUAGACAGCAGCUAACUAUUACUUUAUAUCAUCAUGCUGCUCGCUCUGCUUCUCGUUGCGAGUCUUUGCUCCAAGACCCUCUCCUCACAUUGCUCAUCAACAACUAUUCAGUACCAGGUUUCGGAGGAGCAGCCGGCGGGAACCCGGGUCGGCUGUCUGGCGGAUGACCUGCGGCAGAGGGACGAAGGCGGAUCUCUGGAGGAUUUCCAGGUGGUGGAGCAGGGAAAAGCCCUUCCUUUUUCUGUCACCACUCGAGAUGGGGUUGUCUCCACCCAGGGCCGAUUGGACAGGGAGGAGUUGUGCCGAGGGACUGACCUGUGUGAGGUGGCGUUUAGUGUCCUCUACAGGAAACGAGGUGCUGUGAAGUGCCUGCGGGUUCACGUGAAAGUAAUGGACUUAAAUGACCACAGUCCCAGCUUCCCUAAUACUUUGCAAGAAGUGGAGAUCUCAGAAACUGCUAGCCUUGGGAAGCGAAUCCCAUUGGACUGGGCAGUGGAUCCUGAUGCAGGUUCCAACAGCCUCCAGACCUACUCACUGUCUGUCAACCAGCACUUUGAUCUCGAUGUGACAGUUGGUCCUGGUGGGACGAAACAGGCAGAGCUGGUGGUUGUCAAAGAAUUAGACAGGGAAAUUCAGGCUUCCUUUGAUCUUACCCUUGUGGCGUGGGAUAAAGGGAAUCCACCCAGAUCUGGGAGCACAUUAGUCCGUGUUAGUAUUCAGGACUCAAAUGAUAACAGCCCCACAUUUGAGGACAGCAAUCCAACUGUGUCAUUACCAGAGGACACAGCACUCGGGACUACUGUGAUCAAGCUCAAGGCCAUUGAUCCAGACCAGGGAGCCAAUGGGGAGGUUGAGUACUCAUUUAGUAAGCACACACAUCUAGAAGUUCAAAGACUCUUCUAUGUGGACCCACAAACGGGAGAAGUGAGUAUCAGGGCACCAUUGGAUUACGAGGCCCAGUCUUCUUACGAAGUAAUUGUACAGGCCAGCGAUCAUGGGCCAAAUGCGAUCCCCUCUUACUGCAGAUUGCACGUCAAACUCAUAGAUAUUAAUGAUAAUGCACCGAGGAUACGCCUGACCUGGACCCCAGCCAGCUCGCAGGUUAUAACUGUGCUGGAAGGAGCUCCAGAGGAUACUCUCCUUGCUGUGGUGACGGUCUCUGAUGCAGAUUCAGGAAGAAAUGGAAAUGUGACUGCACAGAUUCAACAAGGCUCAGGCCCUUUCCGACUUAAAAAGAUGCACGGCAACGACUACAUGAUUGUCACCAGCGGCUCCCUGGAUCGUGAGAAGGUUAUGCAGUAUAAUAUCACGCUCUUUGCCCGGGAUAGCGGAAACCCCUUACUUUCUUAUGUCGAACAUCUACCUGUCUAUGUUCUGGAUGAGAAUGACAAUGCCCCAGUAUUUUCGACCCCCAUCUACAGAGCUUCGUUCAAGGAGAACAACAUGACAGGCUACCACAUUCUCAAAGUCGAAGCCCAUGAUGAAGACCUGGAGCUCAGCGGAAAAGUCUCCUACUCCAUUGUUGAGGAAACUAAAACGCAGACUUUCUCAAUUCACCCCAAAACUGGUGUCAUAAGUGUCCAGCAACCUUUAGACUACGAGGCAUUCAAGAACUACUCUUUCAUCGUGGAAGCCGUUGAUCAUGGACAUCCACCACUCACAAGCACAGCUAGAGUACAUAUUGACAUAGAAGAUGUAAAUGACAACUUCCCGGUCAUCAAGGAGCCAAAACCAAGAAAAGGUGUAGCAUCUCUCAGUGUACCUGUUGAUGCAUACAGAGGUGAGAUUGUGACAGAGUUGGGGAAUGCCAUCAAAGAGGAAGCCACCAAUGUGGCAACUGAUCACUCAGUCAGAGAGGGGCUUGGAUUUCUCGCAUCAACAAUCAAAGCAGAAGACCAGGACACGGGACUCAAUGGGAAACUCCAGUACCUCAUUACUGAUGGAAACCCGUCUGAGCUCUUUUGGCUGAAUAACACCUCAGGCCAGCUGUUUGUUAAUACCACUAAUGCUACCGAGCUCAUUGGGAAAACCUUUAAGGUGGACAUCACUGUUUCUGACAUGGGCACUCCGAGGUUGGCUACUAAGGCAACUCUGGAGGUGACUUUCAUAAACCUCAAGGACCAUCUAAAGAACUCAUCACCUGGAAACCGUGGACAGCUCAGCUUCACUAUGAUGAUGGCAAUCUGCCUCGGUGCUACAUGCCUGCUUCUUCUAUUGGCCAUCGCUUUGGUGACAACAUUUUGCCGCCCUGAGAAAAGGGACAACCGGGCCUACAACUGCAGACAGGCUGAAUCGACCUACACCCGCCAUCCUCGGCGCCCACAGAAGAACAUCAGAAAAUCUGACAUCCAGUUAAUUCCCGUAAUCCGAGGAAGAAAGGAAGACCUCCCUGAGGACGAUGGUGAAGCCCAGCCACUAACUCCACCUCCAGCCUCAGAUGAUCAGCAGAUUGAGAGUCACUAUAGCUUAAUGCCAUCAGUUAUGAAUGCAAGCUUCCAUUCCCAAGGCUAUCUAGAAGAGGAUGUCACUCAGCCCAACACCCAUCACUGCAGAACACUUAGGAAACCUGGAAACAUUGAACUUGAUGGAACCUUACCUUCAUCUCCAGCAACAUCAUACCGGACUCUUCACAAAUCCAGAAACACUUCAUCCUCUUCCUCAGUCUCACAUUCCAGCACCUUAAAGAGGCCGAAGAACUCUGAAGGAGAGGAAACGGUUUCACAAUAUUCAUCAGCAUCUGUGGCAACUCUCAGGAGGCCAAAGACCUCGGAUGGACAUGGAGCACGUGAUGCAGCUCACCGGCAGAUCCUUCGAAACCUGGUCCGUCUUUCCAUGGCUGCUUUUGGAGACUCCAUUGAGCUUUCUUCAGCUUCUCCAGAGGUGCAGCAGAUCUCCCAGCUCCUCUCUCUCCUCCAUCAGGGUCAGCUGCAGCCCAGACCGAACUUCCGUGGAAACAAAUACUCUCACCGCAAUGGCAGGUAUGGAGGUCAGGACUGUUCUGACUGGCAGAGCACCAAAGACAGUGGACAUGGCGAGAGCGAGGCUGGAGAUGUGGACUGGGAACCAGGAAGAGACUCACCGAUAGACCCACAGCUGGAGGAAGGACUCAGCAACCUCCUCAACAAUCCUGAUGAUGUUUUCUCAGAGGUCAGUGACCCUUCCUGGAUGGCCAGACUCUCCCUCCCACUCACCAGCGAUUACCAUGACAACGUGUUUGUCCCCAACAGCCCUCCAUCCCCCGAAAGUGAGACCCUUCCUCGGGAUGGCCUGGAAUCUUCAUCCUUCUCCACGUUUGGUAAAACCCCAGAGAAGGACGGCCCAUUGGGCGGAGCUCUGCUAUCUGAGGUGAGCACGCUGUUCGAGAUGCUGAUGACGCAGAAGGCCGAUGCCCACCCCGGCCCUCGGCCUGACGUCCUGUACCGGCUGUCGGCGGCGUACCGUCGCUCUCUGGGCCUGGACGGUGGAGCCGCUGGCAACGCAGCCAAAAACUCUGCGAGAUCUGGGCCUUCCGCACCCUCAGGACUUUGUCAAUAACUGUAGCAUGUGUUCACUGAAGACUGGAACAGACUGGCAACUGUGCAACAGACAGUGUUUUUCAGGUGUCUGUUUUUGUGGAGGAUUUUAGAGGCAUUCAGUCACAGAAACAUAAUUCAGGCAUGUGCAACAGUAAAUAACACCACAGUGGAUCUGUGAUGGAUUUAAUUAACAUACACUCGGCCCUCACACUCCCCUCAGCCAGCAGCACUCUUCCCUUUCCUCUGCUUGACUAGUUUGUGCACUUAACCAUCUCCCACUGGCUGGAAAUGAGCUUAUUUAUUUUACAAACCAGACUGAAGAGAGUACCACAAAGAUAACACGUUAAUCAGAGUAAAAUACAUUUAUCCUAUAAGCAUGUUUAAAGCAUUGCCAGAGACCAGAGAAAUUACAUGAAAUAAAUAUUACAUUUUUUGUUUUAAUGAAAUCAUCAUAUGGUGGGACAACCUCCAUGAUUCUAGUUCCCAGUUCUGUACAGUACAACUAUAAUGAGCUGCCAGGAUGUUAAAAGAAAACAAUACUAGGAAAUGUAACUCAGGAAAUAAACUACCUCUCUGAUGCUAAACACAACCACAAACUACAGACAAGAGGAGCAGGAAGACAGAGCCUCCAACAUUUGAAAUCAUAUAUAGGUGCAGCUUCGCCUCAGUCCUCUCUACCCUAUAAUGAACGUGGAUUCAGGACUUUUUGUUUUCACCAGUUCACCAGUCACCAGUUUCCACUUCACAUUCUUCCUCUACAGGCUGCACUAUUGGACACAACAUCAUGCUGAUGUGCAGUUUUUAAGAUAAAAUAUAGACGUUAUGCUUGGGGUCAGGGUUUAGACAGAUGCACAGACUGAAGAUCAGCUCAGAUUUUGUUCAACUGGUGCUACAGUAUCUGAUUUUUUCAAAAAUUCACCCGUGCGUUGUGAUGUCAGGUUUUAAAAUACGUGCAGGGAAAACACAGCCAAAGUGGACCUGAAGACUUCAGCAUCUCCAUUGUUCUUAACUCGGACACAGGCAGUAACCUGAUGACCUCCUUCUGUCAGGACCUAAUAAACCCUGUUGUUGUUCAGGGUUUGGCUGGCAGAAGGCGAACCAGUGACUGGGAGGAAAUGUCGCUUUGUCCUUUUGUUUUUCCUCAAGAAUGAACUAAACAUCACGCUGAAUGUCAGACUGAACUUCCUCCUCAAAGUAAGCCAGCAAACUGCUUCAGUCCUUUAACCUCUGGCUUAAAACGCUUCUGAAAGUUGUCUCACUAUGUAACAGAUUUUAUCCAUUUAACAGCCAGCACUGUGUAUAUAGUUUUACUUUUGUAAUAUGAACUUUUUCAAUAAAAUGUGCAUCAUAUUUAAACUUGUGGAUCUUUAUGAACA
This is a messenger RNA of Haplochromis burtoni (Burton's mouthbrooder), 5136 nucleotides long. RefSeq names its product protocadherin 12 (gene pcdh12). Gene Ontology annotation, biological process: homophilic cell-cell adhesion. The record is from RefSeq and is a predicted model, not a curated record. Gene Ontology annotation, cellular component: plasma membrane. The coding region runs from base 279 to 3779 and encodes 1166 amino acids. The transcript has 6 exons. Lineage: Eukaryota; Metazoa; Chordata; Actinopteri; Cichliformes; Cichlidae. Gene Ontology annotation, molecular function: calcium ion binding.